Messenger RNA from Acaromyces ingoldii, 2391 nucleotides. RefSeq lists its product as hypothetical. The transcript has a single exon. Bases 64 to 2286 code for a protein of 740 amino acids. Gene Ontology annotation, molecular function: calcium channel activity. The record is from RefSeq and is a predicted model, not a curated record. Gene Ontology annotation, biological process: calcium ion import across plasma membrane. Lineage: Eukaryota; Fungi; Basidiomycota; Exobasidiomycetes; Exobasidiales; Cryptobasidiaceae.
GCUGCGUUGCGCUUUUGCCUGCUCCUUGUCCACAGCCUCGGACCCAUCGAGGCUUUAACGACGAUGACGACAACGACGACGAUCGUCAGGCGACACGAUACAAAGGGGAAGGGGAGGAUGAUGUGUACAGCCUCUGAGGAGUCGCACGGUACUGGCGAUUGCGCGGACAACAGCGAGGAUAGAGAAGGGAGAGGGCAAGGGACGGGACAAAUCCUGACUCUGGGGGGGAUCAUCGACGACGAGCGAGCAAAGGAACGUGCAGUCGGCCACAGAAAAGAAAGGCGACGGCGAGGUCUGUCAAGCAACCCUUUUCUCCCUGUGACGAGGCGGCUCUUCCUUGUUGCUAUCCUGCUUCUCAUAUCUCUUUCUCCCGGGGUCCAUGCGCAGGACGAACUAAGCUCAGCUGGCGACACGCAGCAGCUGACAUCGGCGACAUUGACGACAGCGAAUCCGAGCAGUGCGGUGACGAUUUCCAGUCCGUGGCGAACAGUCACAAUUGAUCAGGCGGAAGCGAAUGGGACUGUCAACAUUCCUAAUGGCAACCUGCUCCCAGAUGGCGUCCCUGUCGUCACGCAGCUUGACGUCGCUGCACAAGAACCGAUUAUCUUCCAUAUUCAACCGUCUUAUGUAGUACCUUCAAAUCCCUUGUGGAUAAGUGCGACACUUUGCUCAGGUCCCUCCGUCGCCCCCCUCGUGGUGGCCGACAAUCGCACCCAAAGUAUCACCAGUCUCGACCGGCCCACUCUACCACGAAUGUACGUGUCGACCGACGAGAAUAAUCAAAAACCUGGUCCCGACUCCCUGCCCAACCGCGGCGAUGGUUUCGGCAACGUCCAAUACUUUGUUGGAGGCCACGCUCAACUGACGCUCGCGACUGAGGGAGAUGCGGACGACAGGGUCGCCAACGGCGCCUGGAUCAGCAUCUAUCCCCCUGAGACGGUUCCAGACGCCAGCGGAACAUGGAACAUCACCAUCAUAGUCAGCACAAGUCUUCCUCCCGCCAAUGUCUCAUCGUCGGCAGGUCUGACAUUCUCCGACAGCGACACGACUCGAGCGCUUCUGACGACCAGCUUUAGCUUCCAGGCCGACAGCACACCUCCCAAUGCCACUGUCUACGUCCUACCUACCGAUGGCGAGCACUCGCUUCCGAUGAGCGAGUCUUACAACUCGUCCUUUUGCGCCCUCGAGUCUGCCUUCCAAGCCUUCAACUCCACGCCAAAUCCUGGGGCACCGGCCAUCAAUGCGACCAUAACUUCGCGGGGAAGCACCCAGCUCGACGCUGGCGACGAGCGAAGACUGCAAUACGAGCUGACUGGGCUACAGCCGUCGACAAAUUACACAGCCUGGCUUAUCGAGCACACAGAGACAGACAUCACAUCGCCGAACAGUACGACAUCAACUAGCUUCAUGGCUACCACGGUGUGGCCCGCCAUCAAGUUCACGACCAAAAACAAUGAAAAUUGCCGGCUGGUGUACGACGUAUCCUUUUGCCCGCAGGUGGCCUACAGCAUCCCCGUGGGUCCGACUGUCUCGACGGAUCGAGCACUGUCCGUCAUCAACGAAACCUUUGCGCCAAACUUUCUCAACUUCUCGCGGACGGUGGACACGUUCCCUUGCGGCUCGAUGGAACAGGGCAACUAUAGCCCGGUGAAGACGUGCGACGACUGCAAGAGGGCCUAUCAGGACUGGCUCUGCUCCGUGACAAUGCCGCGCUGCACUGACACUCUCGGCUCGACAUCGAGUGAGCAGUCUGUCACAAACACAUCGAGUCUGACGGCAGCCUACACAAACGUAUACAACCUGACGGGCAAGGAGACAGCCCUCAACACCGAGCUGCUGCCCUACAUUGUCGAUCGCGGUGGAAGCCACGGCAGCAAAUCUCGACGGUCGUACAUUGAGAACGAGCUCGAGGUGACGAGUGCUUACGGCGAGGUGCUGCCCUGCAUCUAUACGUGCUUCUUUGUGAGCCGCUCUUGUCCCAGCCCUUUGGUCCAAUGGGCCUGUCCCAUCUGGGACGUGUCGGCCCAGAUCGACUAUGGCACCUUUGCCGAUUCUGGCCAGCUGGGCCUGGGUGCGGGCGAGAAUGGAGGGGCAGGGACGCUGGACGGGCAGCGAUUUGGCGGACCGAGCCGGUACGUCGCCCAAGACGGGUUCGGCAAGACGUACUGCAACUCCCUUGGCGUCGAUCUGCGGCUGCGGGAGGAGAACGGAGCAGGGCGGCUGGCGAGAACGGCUUCGAGCAUGGCGGUGGCGGGUGUCAUGGGUGCUGCGCUGUUCUUCAUUUGAUUCUUUUUUUCCUUCUUGUCCAAUCCUCAUCAUCAGAUCAACUCAUAUAGAGGUUCUCAUACAAUUUGCAUACUCGCUCUUCUCCUCAUCGAAGCCAUCGGAUCA